AUGACGUCAGUAGUGUUAACACCGAAUCAGCCCCCGGUACUCAGUGUCAAACUCAAAAUCAACAAAAUUAAGAAGGUAUGACAAAAAUUAUUUAUCUCUCGGAUUUAUUAAAACUACUAUAAAUGAUGAAGAACGGUCUCAGUGUGUAGUAUGUUUAACUGUAUUAGCAUCUGAUAGCAUAAAUCCUAAUAAAUUAAGAAGGCGUUUAGAAACAAAACAUACUGAAUUAGUUAACUAACCUAAAGAAUUUUUUGAUCGAAAGUGUAGCAGCUUUCAAUCUACUUAACAGAUAUUUGAAAAACGAACACUGUCCCUCCCAAAGCUCUUUUAUGGUUGCUCAUAGAAUUGGCAAAUGCAAAAAGUCUCAUACAGUAGGUAAAACUCUUAUAUUACCAGCAGCUGUUGAUAUUGUUUCUACAAUGUUUGGAGACAAUUAAGCUCAACAACUAAAAUCCAUACCUCUUUCCAAUAGCGCAUCAUAGCGAAUAUCAGAUAUUUCUGAAGAUAUCAGUGAACAAUUAUUUGAAAACUAAAAGAUAAAGUUUUUGGGAUUCAAUUGAAUGAAGCGACUGAUAAACUGAUAAGAUUAUAAGAGAAGAAAUGGUUUUUUGCGAAUCUUUAACCACCAACGCUACUGAAGAGUGUAUUUUUGGUAUUAUUGACAAUUUUUUUAAUAACAUGAUAUGCAAUGGAAUAAAUGUAUUUGUUUGUGCAAGGAUGGAGCCAAAGCUAUCGCAGGUCAGUAAACUGGAUUUUAUGUGGGUAAGAGAUUGAAAAAAACCUUCAGCAGAGUUGUACUGCGAUACACAGUUCCUUUUGAAGCUAAUUUAUCUUACAGAUAUUUUUUCAAAACUAAAUGUGUUGAAUAAAUCUCUGCAAAAAGAAAAAACCGAUAAUCUUAUAUGGGAAGAAAAGAUACAAGGCUCCAUUAAAAUUAUGUUAUUAAGUUAUUACUGUGGGAGGCUGCUUUAAAAACACCGGACCUAACAGUUUUUCCAACGUUACUGAACAUGAUGUGAAAAUUUGAGUGUCAAGGAGAUUCCUCAAAAACUAACAACAUGUUUUAUAAAUCAUUUGCUUUAUCAAAUAUCUCUCUCUCCUCAUUUCACCUAACUCUGUGAUGAAAAAAAUCAAGCCCACCAAUUACAUUAAAAGUAGCCUAUUGAUUAAAACCUUUUAUAAUAAAUAUAUUUUAUUUCAAAAUAAAUUUGUAAUGUGAAUAUCAAUAUUAGUCUAUACUUGUUGAUGUUUUUAAUUUUUUAGUACUCUAAAUAUGACUAUUAAAAUUAUUUUUAUGAGGGAGGCUCACGUCUGGGGUUUACCAAAGUGGGGGGACCUGGCCUGAAAAAUUUGAGAACCUCUGAACUAGUAAAUCCACUUUGGUUAUUUAUAAAUAUUAAUGAAUAAUGAUCCAGAUUCAGAAUUAAAACUUUAAUGCAAUCAUCACAAAUUAAUUUAGUUGUUAGUUUACGAACAAUGAAGCCAACAAUUGAACAAUUUAAUAAUAUCAUAAAUGACUUGCUGUAAAAAAGUGAAUUGAUUAUUAUUCUUAAAUACUCGUAAAUUAAUGUCUUUGUAAUUGCUCGAAUAGAUGAGAAAAAUAUUUCUAGAUAUUUUGGCUUUAUAAAUUCUAACCUAGCAACAUGUAAUUACGAUAUAAUCUCCCUGCUUGUCUAUACAUGAUUGCCAUCGUUUCGGGACCGCAUAGGACGCCAUCUUUGUUGAGUUCACGGAUCCUUCGGCUCACUUCUUCAUUUAGUAUAUCUAAGUUGGGAAAACGUUUCCCUCUAAGUGGCUUCUUCAGUUUUGGAAAUAAAUCAAAGUCCGGGGAACUUAAAUCCGGCGAAUACGGUGGGUGUUUGAGGCGUUCCCAUCCAUAUUUCUCUAAAAGAGCGACGACUGGUACUCCGAUAUGCGGCCGCGCAUUAUCGUGCAAUAUGGACACACCAUUUUGUAACAUUCCUGGUCGCAAUUUUUUGGCAAGGAAUGUUUUGUAGUAAUCCCCGGUUACACUACUGCCAAUUGGAACUCGAUCAGUGACAAUUAUCCCAAGUUUAUCGUAAGCAAAAAUCAUCAUUUGUUUUACCUUUGUUUGCUGGCGACGAACUUUUUUUUGCUCUUGGUGAUGUUAUUCCCUUCCAAAUAUUGCUUUGAGAUUUUAAUUCCNCUGGUCGCUUUUUACGGAUUUCUGGUCGCAAUUUUUUGGCAAGGAAUGUUUUGUAGUAAUCCCCGGUUACACUACCUCCAAUUGGAACUCGAUCAGUGAUAAUUAUCCCAAGUUUAUCGUAAGCAAAAAUCAUCAUUUGUUUCACCUUUGUUUGCUGGCCACGAACUUUUUUUGCUCUUGGUGAUGUUAUUCCCUUCCAAAUAUUGCUUUGAGAUUUUAAUUCUGGCUCAAAAUCACGGAUCCAAGUCUCAUCUAUUGCAAUUAUACGAUCAAGAAACGUUUCUUUUUCAUUUUCGUAGCGUGAAAGGAGUUCACGGCUGAUGUCUUUGCGUGUAUCCUUCUGUUCCGGUGACAGAAAAUGAGGGACCCAACGUGCUGCAAUCUUUCGUUUCUGUAGAAUUUCCGUUAAAAUGCGGUGAACACUUGAUUUUGAAAUACCUGUUUCAUUCUCUAUCUCUCUCACCGUUAUUCGUCGGUCUUCAUCGAGUAGAGUUGCGAGANCGAAUUGUUCUCACUUUCGUUAUCGCUCUCACACAUCAUCAUACUUUACUAAAAACAACUAAAACUGAAAACGCACGUGUUCGUUAGACUUCAAACUACAAACUGAUACUAAAAUCAGCUGAUAAUAUCACAUUGCAAGACAGCUAGAGCGCGCUGUGCAAUUACUUUUGGGACAACCCUCGUAUGAUCAAUCAAAUGCUUCAUUGUACAAAAAAUUAUUUUAGAAAAAAAAUCGAUGCACUAAAAAAUAAAUACAUUAUUAAUACUUUUGUUUUUCUGAUAAUGAAACUGUCUACACAAACAAUUUGUUGUUCAACAUUUGCAAAUUUAAACUGAAUCAGAAAAACAAUCUCUUAACAAUUUUCCGACAACUACUAAUAUCCCGUAUGUUAAACGUGAUUACACAAAUUCGACCAACAGUGAGUGAUAUACAUUUUACGCAUGCGCAUUUGUCUCAACUCCCCUUCGUUAUGCUAGUUUCAAAUAUUUAGUCAAUAGCUCCAUCCAUAGUAUAUGAUCUAAGGUUGUAAUAAUUAUAUUUUGAUUGUCUAUAGUAUAGACAAUCAAAAUUAUUCAGACUUCCAAAAUCUUCAUUUCAAAUGGAAAUUAUUGAUUUGCAAGAAGAUAUCUCAUUGCAAAUGAAUAAGACUUCGUCUACUGAAGAUUUUUGGAUAAAACAACAUGCAGAGUUGGAUAAAUACACGAACUGUAAAACCUUUGCCAUAAAAUUAGCUACUAUAUUUGGCUCCACUUAUGUAUGUGAAACUUCGUUUUCAAAUAUNCACCUUGAAAACACUUUACGCAUCAGUUGUUCUCCAAGAGUACCAGAUUUAAAAAAUUAGCUCAAGAAAGGAAAUGUCAUUUUUCUCAUUAAAUUUUGUUAUUAUUAGUAUGAAUGUAUUAUUACUUUAUAAAUAAUUAAAUAUUAAAUACAUUAAUGAUAAAAUUAUGUUUUAGAUUUUUUUGGCCCUCGAAAUUUUUUUUUUUUAAAUAUCUGGCCCGCCGUAUAAAUUAAUUGCCGACCCCUAGUCUAUACCAUUAUAAUCUGCACUCGGUAAUCGUAGUCCGCCUUAUUCUAUUUUCGGGGAAUGAUACCAUAGAACCGUUACAACUAUAUAAUACUUAGAUAGUUUGAUUUAAAUAUUUAAUUGAUAAUUUAGUUAAUUAUUUGAUUUUUUUCGUAAAUACGUCCAUCUUUUUCACUUUGCACUAGAUGUAAUUCCUUUGGCUGUAUAUGGUUAUCUUUUCUAACAUAUUUUACAUUAGGCUAAAAAUAUGGUUGAGAAGUCAAAUGUCCCAGAAAAGACUUACAGGUUUGGAUUUAAUGAAUAUGCAUAGAUAUAUUGAUCUAUAUCUAUUAAUAUUAUAUCAAUAUAAUAUCAAUAUUUCUCACCCACAGUGUCUUUUUUUUUUUCAUUUUUCAAUUUCAAUCUUCCAAAUUUAAAAAUAUUAGAUUUUUUAAUGUACAUUAUUUAUACCAGUUCCAAAUGCAAAUGAAAAAAUUGACUUACAGACGUAUGGACUAAUUAAAAUAAAACAGUAAAAGCAACGAUAGUGAAGACACUUUGAAAGGAUCCUGUAUAAAAUUCCGUGUUUUUUUAAUAGGAAAUCAGUUAUUAUAUUAAAAUAGAUCCAUUCUUGCAUCAAAUAUAAUACAUCGUGAUCAUGAACAUCAACAACCAAUUUGUUUUGCAGGGUUAAACUAGUGGCGUAAUUUUGGGGGCGAGGAGGUCACUUAUCCUCUUACAUUUUUUUGGAGGGGCGAAAGUAUUAUUUUCGUCCCCUUUUUAGAUAAUUCAACAGUACAAAUCUUUGAAUCUUCUUAAGUUAAGAAAGAAUGCUAUAUACUUAACAUAUAAUAUUAAUAAUGUUUUUCCUCAAACUAUUUUAUAAAAGUUUAAAUUUAUUUUAGGUUUCUCUUGUAUAGUAUUAUAUUGAUAUAUCGUCAAUAUUAUUGCAAUAAUCCCAUUAUUUGGGCCACACAAAUAAUCCAAUAUUAAAUCCUGAAGUAUAAACACGAUUUAAUAUUAUUAUCUUUAAAUCAUGAUUAGGACUACAAGAAGGAUAGGUUAUUUUUAGAUCAAUAACAAAUUACAAUAAUAUAAUAACUUAAAGUAUACAUAAUUAUUAUUUUCUUACAUACGUGUAUUGCAACAUUACGUUGCGCUUUACUGAAAAUUAAUAAUAUUCUGUACUUACUCACCAUUGUGUUGCCAUUUGUUAAUAAUGAUUAAUUAAGUAUUUAAGUACAUUAAAAAAAAAAAAGUCCAAUAAACGACAGUUUAUAUUGUUCAAUUCCAUGUCAUCAUAAUCUUACCAUGCUUACCAUGUUUAAUCGAAUAAAUUCGAGAAAAAGUAUAAUUGGUUCAAUCAAUAAUCAAAAUAUAUUUGGUUGUAGUGAUUACCGACAAAAGCUGCUACAUAUGAAAGAACAUUCCCACGCUUAAAAUGUUUAAAAUGUUAUUACAAAAUCGAUUACUACAAAUUCAAAGAUUAUUGAUUGAUUUUGAUAAUAUAAUUGAAAAAUUUGUUUUAAAUUGAAUAGGAGGUAAUAGAGAGUUAAAUAUUAUUCUUUGAUUUUCCAAAGUUUUCAUAAAAAUUGGUAAAAACCGAAAAAUACAAAAACGAAAAUUGACAAAUUUACAGCGUUAAGAUUUCAUAGUUUCAAAAAAUUACGCUUUAUGUUUUCUACCAAAAAUUUACUCCAAUCGAAAAACGGCAAGAUACCUUUUUUGUUUCAUUAUUAAUCUAGUUGGCGAGUUCAGAAACCUUUUUUUUUAUUUUCAGUGUAGUUUUAUUAAUAAUAGAGCAAAAUCAGGAAAGUUUACGUACAUAAUAGUUUCAUUAUUGUCAAUUUUGUUGAAAUUAUGACAAUUCUUAAUAAAGGAAAGGAAAUGAUACAUAAUUUUCAUUGCAGACAAUAUCAGAUUCACAUAUGUCGAAAAUAUAUCAGAUAAAACGAAAUUUCGUUUUUCCGAUGUAAAGGGUUUUUCUGGCUUUCAGUUCGUCGUCCAUCGUCACAUACGACGUUUAAAUAUAUGGAAAACGAUGAAAUUAAACUUAUAGAAUCCGAAAAAGAAAUACAUUCAGUUCUUUCACAUAUUGUCAUUGAAAUAUUAAAAUAAACUCAAAUGCAGACAAUAUCGAUUAUACAAUAGGUUAAUAAUGGGGGAAAAAAAAAAAAAAAAUGGUAAACAAAAGACUUAAAUAGAAAUCAACUUAAUCGUAUUUUAAACGCUUAUGACGAGUACAAAAGCCAUAAUAAUCUAAUUCAAUAUUUAAGAGAAGUAGAUUAUACAUUUCAGUGAAUUCAAAUUUAGGCAUUUUAAAAUAAUUAAUUUACCAUUAUUUAAUUAUACUCAUUACCUAUAUUUUAUUAUUCCAUAUUAAUUAUUAUAGAACUGUACUGGAUAUUUAUUAGGUAUAUGGGCAUAUGGUGAAAUUAAUAAAUUUGACGUUGCAUACAUUUUCAUAUGCAAUCGUAUUCAUUUUUUAUUUUUCUUGACGAUAUUUUUCAACCCAACUACAAACGUACGCAGCAAUUGUGUUUCACUCAACAAUUUCGUAUUCCAGGUACGGAGACUGUACGGUAGACCCGUGCGGCAAGGAACGCAGUCACGGACUGCAGCUGAACGAUCGGACGACCGCGAAGUCGCCCGCGCACCGAUUACGUUGGCGGCGUCAGUUGCAGCUGGUGCCACGUGUGACAGUGGUCCCGUGGACGGACGGCAGGUGUUACGAGUUAGGCACGCAGGGCCCGUGCGCAAGCAACGAGAAAUUAACCGUGCUGCUGUCCGCGAUGCGACCAGGCUGCAUCAAGCCGGCCACCGUCCUGGACCUGUUCUCCAACAAGAAGUCAACGUCCCCUCCUCCGUGUAA
This is a messenger RNA of Cinara cedri, 6547 nucleotides long. Lineage: Eukaryota; Metazoa; Arthropoda; Insecta; Hemiptera; Aphididae. The record is from the annotation of a GenBank genome assembly.